GAUGAUGCUGUUAGUAUAGAAAGUGGUACUAACACUGAACGCCCUGACACCCCAACAAACACUCCCAAUGCACCAGGAAGAAAAAGCUGGGGAAAAGGAAAAUGGAAAUCCAAGAAGUGCAAAUACUCCUUUAAAUGUGUAAAUAGUCUGAAGGAGGACCACAGUCAGCCAUUGUUUGGAGUCCAGUUUAACUGGCACAGUAAGGAAGGAGAUCCAUUAGUGUUUGCCACUGUAGGCAGCAACAGAGUUACUUUAUAUGAAUGUCAUUCCCAAGGAGAAAUCCGUUUAUUGCAGUCUUACGUGGAUGCUGACGCAGAUGAGAACUUUUAUACUUGUGCAUGGACCUAUGAUAGCAAUACAAGUCACCCUCUUCUGGCUGUGGCUGGGUCAAGGGGUAUUAUUAGAAUAAUUAAUCCCAUUACAAUGCAGUGCAUAAAGCACUACGUGGGUCAUGGAAAUGCAAUCAAUGAACUGAAAUUUCAUCCAAGGGAUCCAAAUCUCCUCUUGUCUGUAAGCAAAGAUCAUGCACUGAGACUGUGGAACAUCCAAACAGAUACGUUGGUUGCAAUAUUUGGAGGAGUAGAAGGGCACAGGGAUGAGGUCUUAAGUGCAGUAAGUGGAAAACUGUAGGGUAGUGCCUUCAGCCUUAUGUACGGGAAUCCCAAUAUCUCUCUCUUUUUGAAUCAUGUUUAGGCUUAAAUAUUGUGCAUAGCAAACCCAAAGUACAUGAAUUGAACACUUUAACACAUUUAGGCUAAUAUAAUUCUAAGAUUACACAACAUCAGCACUAAAAUACUUCCCAGUCCAUAAAA
This is a messenger RNA of Terrapene triunguis (Three-toed box turtle), 812 nucleotides long. Its product is annotated as polycomb protein EED-like. Gene Ontology annotation, biological process: negative regulation of transcription by RNA polymerase II. The transcript is spliced from 6 exons. Lineage: Eukaryota; Metazoa; Chordata; Testudines; Emydidae. The annotation marks the transcript as partial. Gene Ontology annotation, molecular function: protein binding; nucleosome binding. Gene Ontology annotation, cellular component: ESC/E(Z) complex. The record is from RefSeq and is a predicted model, not a curated record.